This is a messenger RNA of Mercenaria mercenaria, 2718 nucleotides long. RefSeq names its product multiple epidermal growth factor-like domains protein 10. Lineage: Eukaryota; Metazoa; Mollusca; Bivalvia; Venerida; Veneridae. The record is from RefSeq and is a predicted model, not a curated record. Bases 112 to 2097 code for a protein of 661 amino acids. Gene Ontology annotation, molecular function: scavenger receptor activity. The transcript has 9 exons.
CCUGCUUAACCAAAUCUAAUGUAUAACGUUAAUAAACAAAUAGUGGUAAAACUCUUAGGUCUGUUACAGUGACUAAAAGGAUUAACCCAAGGCUUGACAUUUUCUGACAAGAUGCAUUGCAUUUCAACAGCGAUACUGUUGUUAUGGGUGUGUGAAAGUAUCAUUGUCAGCGACUCACAAACAGCAGAAGAAGGAGUUAUUGACUGCACAGUUGGAUGUGCAUGUUGUAAAAACCAAAGAUGUGGUCCAAUUGGUUACUUUCCUGAAGGCAAUUGUUAUGAUGGCUGCAUCGAUGGAUACAGAAGUGCUCGGUGCUACCAAAAAUGUACUUACAAUUGUACAAAAUGUGCGGCUGAUAUAAACACGUGCACUGAAUGUUUUAAUGGCUACUUCCCUGGCCCUAGUAGUGACUGUACAGCAAAAUGUUUACCAGGUUGUGAAACAUGCACGUCAAACACUGCAUGUACAAAAUGUAAAGACGAAUAUUAUAACGCCAAUGGUUUCACUGACUGUAGGUAUCGUUAUUGUCCCAAGAAUUGCGUAUGCCAACAAAGUCUGUGUAUAUCGUGUAAGACCGGUUAUUAUGAUAUAAGUGCGUCAUGUAGUGGUAUAUGCCGAGGUAAUUGUGUGACUUGUUCAUCACGGGACACUUGUGACGUGUGUAAAGAUGGUUAUUUCAACGGGCAUCAGUUUGACAUCAUUAACCGUCCUCUUUUGACAAAUUGCACACUUGAAUGUCGUGAUAACUGCGAGCGAUGCUCGUCGUAUAAUACAUGCUUGCAAUGCAAAACUGGGCGAUACGGACCGACCUGUCAAGAAGAAUGUUCCAUUGGGUGUGAAAAAAAUGAAUGUCUGAUAGACACCGGAAAUUGUAAUUGUUCUCCUAAUUUUUCGGGAGAUAAAUGUGAUCAAUGUCAGAUAGGAAAACAUGGAAACCUUUGCGAAAAGCAAUGUUCUUUAGGAUGCAAAGCUAACGUAUGUCACAAAGAGUCGGGAGAAUGUUUGGAUGGAUGUAUCGUAGACACUAUCAUUGGUAAGACGUGUAAUGAGUGUUCAACGGGUAUGUAUGGUGCAUUUUGUAACAAAACCUGUCCUUCAGGUUGUAAAGAUGGUAAAUGUGAAAGGGAUACAGGUGAAUGUUCGUUAGGAUGCAUACACAAUUUCAAUGGGAUAAGAUGUGAACAUUGCAUUGAUGGUAAAUAUGGAGAAUCAUGUGGCCUUGAUUGCCCAGAUAAUUGUGCUACCAAUAUCUGUGUUAGAGACUCGGGUGAUUGCUUGCAAUGUAUGAGAAACUAUUCUGGUCAUAAAUGUGAAGACUGUGAACAAGGUCUUUAUGGGUCAACAUGUUCUGAUACAUGCCCGUCUCAAUGCCUAAAUGAUACUUGCAGUAGAACUGUAGGUACAUGUACUCACGGUUGUAUUGAAAAUUACUCUGGUGAUAGAUGUUGUGUACAGAACAUUAACUGUGUCCAUUGUCUAUCAAACACCAAGUGUAAAAAAUGCAUUAGCGGAUAUUACAAUGAGCUAUGUGAUGAAUUAUGUCCGCACAACUGUGUUGAUUCCUGUGACAUUGAAACAGGAAGUUGUCACUCUUGCAAAAAUAACUUCUAUGGUUUAUUUUGCAACUUGUCCUGCAGCAGCAUCUGUAUUGACAACGUAUGUAAUCAAGGGAACGGUAAAUGCACAAGGGGUUGCAAUGGAACAGCUGAUGACCCUGUAUGUCCUCAACGUUCAGAUUCGCCAGAGGAGACAGAAUCUGUUAUUAUAAUAGCUGCAGUACUAGGAUCUAUUCUAGCAGUUUCAGUUGUUGUCAACAUUGCAUUUGUUGGCCGUGUACUCAUAAAAAAGAUACAUACAUCUCGCAGAAAACCCGUGGUACAAAAGGCGGAAGAGGCAUUUUAUGAAAAUACUGGGAUUGCUGGUAAUUAUGCGAUAGAAAUGGCAGGUAAUAAUGAGACAAAUGGAAACGACGGCACGGUCACUGAACAAGCUUCUCUAAGUGUGUGCAUUUCAAAGAAAAGUGAAUAUGAGGAUAUUCGCAAUGUGCAAGAUUCCGAGCAUGAGUAUGGACAUAUUGCACCUGCUGCUACAAAUUAAUCCAGUACGUUUGUACGACUCUACUGAGGAGCAGAAAUUGUGAUUCCAGAUGAUCUGUGAACAAGAAAACACACAUCUACUAUGAACUCUACUGAGUAGCAAGCAGCUUUUGUUCAGUUAACACUCAUCCAAUAUGUUUUCUAUUGAUCAUUGCAAACAGCUGGUUUUUUUAGUUAAAACUGAUCACUAUGUACUCUGCAGAGGACCAAGCAGCUGUUUUUUUUUUCAGUUAACACUGAUACACUAUGUAUCAUACUGAGAAGAAGGCAGCUGUUGUUCAGUUGAUACUGAUCCUAUAUGUAUACUCUACUGAGUUGCAAGCAGCUGGUUUACUGAGGAUCAGGAAGAUGUGAUAAAUUACGUGCUUUAUAUGCGAACACUCGUCCAAUUGGUGAUCUAAAGUGUACCAAAUAUUUGAUAUAUUUAUUCAGUAUUUGCGAUUCUUUCAUAUCAGAACACUAACACAAUAAUAAUGCACAUUUACAUUUUGAGAUGAUAUAACAGAAACGUUUGUAAAUAUGAUAAAAUGCAAAAUGCAUAGUCAGCCUUAUGCCUAACUAGUUCUGUUACUUUGCAAUUUUUCACCUUAAACUCAAAUAAGAUUUCAUGGAAAAAAAUUAA